AUGGUGAAGCAGCUCAAAGGUAAGGAAAUACCUUUGGUUGAGCUAAUUUGGGGAGGAGCUACACCUAAAAGUGCUACAUGGGAGCUAGAGGAGAAGAUAAAGGAUUCAUAUCUGGACCUCUUUGUUCAGCCGUGUGUGGCCAACCUUCCAUCAACCAACAUUCUUCAACCUCCGUCAACACCAUCUUUUGCUAAAAUCUUGACUACAAACUUGGCUUCAACAUGUGAUCUCCCUCUCCCUAAGCCUUGCCGGAAGGGAGACUCCAUUGCUGUAAAAAUUUCGGAGCAAGAUUACCAAGAAGGACUCCUACGUUGCCGCAACCAUCUUCAUGGGAGAGUCUUCUUGGCCAAAGGCCAAAAACCUUUGAAAUUUGUUGAGCUCAAAGAUAAACUCUCUAGGCUAUGGACACAUCUUGCUGGCUGGACAGUCAUCUCUCUUGGACGUGGAUACUUUGAAUUUGAAUUCCAACAUAGCAAGGAUCUUGGCACGGUUCUUGCAGCUGGCUCAUGGAAUUUGGAACCCGGAUUACUUCGACUCUCCCUUUGGAAACUGGACUUCAAUCCAAGAAACUUCAAGAACUCUCUUGCACAUGUUUGGCUAUGGAUUUAUGAGUUGCCUCAGGAAUAUUGGUGCAGCAGGAUCAUCCUUGCCAUAGCCUCGGGUCUAGGCAUACCUAUUGCAAUAGACCAAGCCACGGUACAAAGAUCUUAUGGACACUUUGCACGAGUGUUAGUGGAAGUCAAUCUUGCUGAAGCCAUUCCAGAUCAUUUGCUGGUUGAGAGGGAAGGAUUUGCUUUUUAUGUGACUUUAGAUUUUGACAGGAUCCCUGCAUAUUAUUCUUUAUGCCAAUGCAUUGGACAUGAUAAUUUUCUUGUAACAUUCAAAAACCUGUAG
This is a messenger RNA of Cajanus cajan (pigeon pea), 894 nucleotides long. RefSeq lists its product as uncharacterized. Lineage: Eukaryota; Viridiplantae; Streptophyta; Magnoliopsida; Fabales; Fabaceae. The record is from RefSeq and is a predicted model, not a curated record.